Parnassius mnemosyne (clouded apollo) is the source of this 669-nucleotide messenger RNA. Lineage: Eukaryota; Metazoa; Arthropoda; Insecta; Lepidoptera; Papilionidae. The record is from the annotation of a GenBank genome assembly.
UUGGCACGGCCGGUGUAUAGAGCAGCACCAGUGCUGGCACCUGGGAAAAUUGCUUCAAUCCUUCCUCGUUGCCAGGUGGUACGAGGUAACUGGCCUCCGCAACAUCUCCUUUAUUUUUGUAAAUUGCUGUUUCUCCAAAUAUCUGGUAUUUUGGUGCUUAUAAGGAUUACGCUAAAUCGGUUUACGCCGUGCUUGAAAUUGAUCUUCGAAAGAGUUGAAGUUACAUACGUGGAUACAAAUUACUACGAAUACGUCUUUGCAAACAUAACACGCUAUGGAAGACGAAGCGACUACUAUAUAAAUAUUGAAUUUAAAAGCAUAUACGCUGCCGACAACAAUGUCACGGUCCACAUCCUAUACUACGAAUUUCUUCGCAACCAGUACAGGCGUUCGUUUAUCGAGGGUCAUUACAAGUUGUGCGAUUUCCUCAUUGACGAUCCAUAUAUUGGUGUAUUUGUGUCGGCAGUUGGCUUCGAAUGUCCUGUGAAAGCUGCUACAUACACCAUGGCGAAUAUAACUAUUCCUUUGGCAGAUUUCCCCAACGUGUUUCCCUUUGAAAAAGGACGCAUUGACAUGGCCUUUGAAGUGACUGCGACUCGUAAACCAUUGGUCGAAGCAACACUUUAUCUUACUUUUAAAAAUGAAGUUAGAAGCAAAAAACGCGGCUAA